Molecule: messenger RNA, 804 nt
Organism: Diversispora eburnea
Lineage: Eukaryota; Fungi; Glomeromycota; Glomeromycetes; Diversisporales; Diversisporaceae
Source: the annotation of a GenBank genome assembly
AUGAUCAGUUUCGAUAAGAAAACUAAAAUACCAGUUGCCAUUAAAAUUAUUGAUUUGGAAAGUGCUGAAGAUGAAAUUGAAGAUAUUCAACAAGAAAUAGCUAUUUUAUCACAAUUAGAUUCUCAUUAUGUUACAAGAUAUUUUGGUUCGUAUCUAAAAGGAACAAAUUUGUGGAUUGUUAUGGAAUAUUGUUCAGGAGGUUCUUGUUCAGAUUUAAUGAAACCACAUCCUAUUAAAGAAGAAUAUAUAGCAAUCAUAUUGAGAGAGUUACUUAGAGGAUUGGAUUAUCUUCAUAAUGAACAAAAACUUCACAGAGGAAUAACAGCUAUUGAACUUGCUAAGGGAGAACCACCACAUGCAGAUAUUCAUCCAAUGAAAGUUAUUUUUCUAAUUCCUAAAAAUUCACCACCUAUAUUAGAAGGUAAUUUUUCUAAAUCAUUUAAGGAAUUUAGACCAACUGCAAAGGAUUUACUUAAACAUAAAUUUAUUCGUAAUGCAAAAAAAACUUCUUAUUUGACUGAAUUAAUUGAAGAGCAUGAAAGAUGGUUAGCUGAAGGUGGUGGACAACAGGAUUCAGAUGAAUCGGAUAAUUCAGAAAUUCGUGCGGAAGAUGGAGAAGAUACAGCGAUAAAAACCAAAAAAACUAAUGAUUCCGGAUAUGAUACAAUUAAACGAGUGACGGAUACAGUUAAAAUAGAUGAUUACAGUGAUCUUUAUUCUAAUCAUAAUGAAUCUUUAGUAACUGGCCCCGCGGUUUAUGAUAAAGUUAUUGUUCCCACAAUUGAUAAGGUAUUUGAUUAUUAG